CGUUAAUUUAACCAACAAAGAAGAAAAUAAUUAGCAUUUAGCAGGUCUGCUAACGCGAGUCUGACAGCAGCCGGGCACUGAACCAGUCACUUCUCACCGCUUUCACAAUGAAAGAUGUUCUCGGAUUCCUCAAGCAACAACAAAGUAAAAGUCCGACUCCAGAGGUCGCGGCGGAAUGGCACAAUCUGGAGGAUCUAUACAACAGAAAGUUGUGGCAUCAGUUGACUCUAAAGUUGAGUGAGAUUGUACAGGACGUGUCUGUGUGUAAAGGCGACGCCUUAUCCAGGUAAAAUCUCUACGAGAACUUCAUCAAUGACUUUGAACACAGGUGUAAUUAACCUCUAUCAUUGGUGGAAAUCCUCCUCCAUGUGGUCAGACAGAUAUCAGAUCCCAACACUGCCAUUGUGUUCUUGGAGAAGACAAAGGAGAAAGUGAGCAGUGAUGAGGCAGUGAUUCUGUGUAAGACUGUGAUCGGGAGUCUGAAGCUCGACAUCAACGACUUGCCUGCUACUAAAAAACUGAUUGAGGAGGUAGAGGAGAUGCUGAAUGCGUUGCCGGGGGUGACGUCUGUACACGGGCGCUUUUACGACUUGUCCAGUAAAUAUUACCGCAUCAUUGGGAACCACGCUCUGUAUUAUAAAGACGCUCUGCACUACCUGGGCUGUGUGGAUGUUAAAGACCUGCCAGCAGCAGAGAGAGCCUUUACUCUGGGAUUGGCUGGCCUGCUUGGAGAGGGUGUGUACAAUUUUGGAGAGCUGCUGAUGCACCCUGUACUGGAGUCUCUGAAGAACACGGAUAAACAGUGGCUGAUCGAGACGCUAUUUGCCUUCAACUCCGGGAACGUGGAGAAGUUUCAAGCUUUAAAAUCAGCUUGGGGUCAACAGCCUGAUCUUGCUGCUCAGGAGGCCAAACUGAUGAAGAAGAUCCAGCUGUUGUGUGUGAUGGAGAUGACCUUCACCAGACCAGCGAAUCACAGACAACUGACCUUCCAGGAGAUCUCUCAGAGCACCAAGGUUCCAGUAAAUGAGGUGGAGCUGUUGGUGAUGAAAGCUCUGUCAGUGGGUCUUCUGCGAGGAAACAUUGACGAAGUGGAUCAGAAAGUUCAGAUGACCUGGGUACAACCGCGAGUUCUCGAUCUUCCACAGAUCAAGGGCAUGAAGGAGCGUCUGGAUUUCUGGUGUGGAGAUGUAAAGAGCAUGGCUGUGCUGGUGGAGCAUCAGGCUCAGGACAUUCUUACAUAAACACACACACACACACACACACACACCUUUAUUACCUGUCCUGCAUGUUGGCAUGUGACCUUCCAGAUUUCAAUAAAGACAUUUUCAUGUA
This is a messenger RNA of Silurus meridionalis, 1332 nucleotides long. It is a transcript of the gene psmd13, whose product is annotated as proteasome 26S subunit, non-ATPase 13. NCBI's taxonomy places the organism in Eukaryota, Metazoa, Chordata, Actinopteri, Siluriformes, Siluridae. The transcript has 13 exons. Gene Ontology annotation, biological process: ubiquitin-dependent protein catabolic process. The record is from RefSeq and is a predicted model, not a curated record. Gene Ontology annotation, cellular component: proteasome regulatory particle, lid subcomplex; cytosol; nucleus. Gene Ontology annotation, molecular function: structural molecule activity.